ACGUGUUCAUCAACCGGGAGGCGCAAAAAAACAAGCGUGAAGCUGUGCUCGCUGCUUCUUAUCGUGGGCUUCGCGCACUGUUAGUGGGAAGUAACUUUUGUCCUUCAGAGAGCAGUUCUACACGCGGGGAUUUACGCCUGAAGAUAAAAGAGCUGCGCCACACUCGCACCAUGUCAGCCUCAACGGCGAAAGUUAGUAGGAAGGAGAAUUCAAAUCACGACGUUGCGGACGAGACCUCUGAGAAGGAGCAGCAAGAAGCAAUCGAACACAUUGAUGAAGUACAGAAUGAAAUCGACAGGCUGAACGAACAGGCUAGUGAAGAAAUUUUAAAAGUAGAGCAGAAGUACAACAAAUUACGCCAGCCAUUCUUUCAGAAGCGAUCGGAACUGAUCGCCAAAAUCCCCAAUUUCUGGGUCACAACAUUUGUCAACCAUCCACAAGUUUCAGCGCUUCUGGGGGAAGAGGAUGAGGAGGCUCUUCAUUACUUGUCAAGGGUAGAGGUCACUGAGUUUGAGGAUAUCAAAUCUGGAUACAGAAUAGAUUUUUAUUUUGAUGAGAAUCCGUACUUUGAGAACAAAGCUCUCUCCAAAGAGUUUAAUGUAAAUGAAAGCGGAGAUCCUGUUUCCAAGUCGUCUGAAAUCAAAUGGAAAGCUGGAAAGGACCUGACUAAGCGCACGGGCCAGACACCAAACAAAGCUGGAAAGAAAAGGCAGCAUGAGGAGCCCGAGAGCUUCUUCACCUGGUUUAGUGACCACUCGGAUACAGGAGCUGAUGAGCUGGGAGAAGUGAUCAAGGAUGACAUCUGGCCUAACCCGCUGCAGUACUAUCUGGUCCCUGACAUGGAGGACGAAGAAGGUGAUGGUGACGAUGAUGAUGAUGAAGAGGAGGAGGGUCUGGAAGAUAUUGAUGAAGGGGAGGAAGAGGAAGGUGAAGAUGAUGAUGAGGACGGUGAUGAAGAUGGAGAGGACGACGGUGAAGACGAUUAAACAUUUUAGCAAACACCAAUUCUCAGUGCUCCCUCUGUGAUCAUCCUGCAAAUCCUGCAACCCAUGGGAACAAAGUAUUUUGGUUUUUUUGUGUUUGGGGGGGGUUUGUUUAAAAAAAAAGAACAAGAAAAAAAAUCCUGUGUUGUCCGCCCGUCCAUCCUCUUCCUCCGCACCCGAGGCCCGUCCGCGCUGAGGAGCAGCCCCAUUGACACCGGCUGGAACGGGCUGCUGGUGGCUCUCUGGACUGUCUCACCUGUCCUUGUUUCUCUACAUCUACGAAGACAUGGAAAAGGAAAAGUGUAUUGUAGCAUUCUGCAUGUCCUCCUACGUAGACUUUAAAUACGUACAAUAGCAAUUUCUAUGUAAGAUAUGAAGUUUCUGAGUUGUGCGUUCAAUAAAAUAAGCCAUGGUGCAGUGAUAACUUAAUCAUAGGAUCCUUAUCCACUUUUAUAUAAAAUGUAUACUGUAAUAUAUCCAGUGGUGCGGGCUACUAAGGUCUAUUAGAAGUUGCAUUUUCUGUGACUUACUGUACUAGUGGAACUGAUUGAAAGCACCAGCUUGAUCAUUUCACCUGUUGUAAAUGUUUUUGGGCAAUAUUUGUGUCUUGGUAAGAACCUUUACUGUACACUUAACUGGGAGGACUGGUGAGGCAAAGGGCUUCGACACCAGCUCUGGACAUGUGCUGAAUAAAUGAUAUUGUUUUUCAGGCACCCACAA
Messenger RNA from Betta splendens (Siamese fighting fish), 1703 nucleotides. RefSeq names its product protein SET-like. The record is from RefSeq and is a predicted model, not a curated record. Gene Ontology annotation, biological process: nucleosome assembly. Gene Ontology annotation, cellular component: nucleus; chromatin. Gene Ontology annotation, molecular function: chromatin binding; histone binding. The transcript is spliced from 8 exons. Lineage: Eukaryota; Metazoa; Chordata; Actinopteri; Anabantiformes; Osphronemidae. The coding region runs from base 171 to 986 and encodes 271 amino acids.